This is a messenger RNA of Acyrthosiphon pisum (pea aphid), 2029 nucleotides long. RefSeq lists its product as uncharacterized. The record is from RefSeq and is a predicted model, not a curated record. The transcript is spliced from 4 exons. Lineage: Eukaryota; Metazoa; Arthropoda; Insecta; Hemiptera; Aphididae. The coding region runs from base 401 to 1975 and encodes 524 amino acids.
AUAUGGCGUACACCAUAACAACUACAACGUUUUGAAAUAUUAUAUCCAUGCCCCACGGCGUCCACACUGGACCACGGCGAGUUCCAAAACUACGAAAGUGAAUAGUGAUAUCGCGCGCGCGGAGUGCUACGAGUGAUAUCGCGGAGUACUUACUACGCAGUUGGAUUUUCAAAUUUGCAUUUUGUUCAGUCGUUUUUCGUUUUUUUUUCACACCUCGGAUGACUAUGAACAUCACCAAUGUCUAUUGAAUUUACUUUGUCUAUUACUAUCAGCAACUUUUGCAUGUGCUCGAUAAUGGUUCGUUUUUCUAUGCGGGAUAUGUUCUAGCUGCCUUUCCGCAUUAUGCGUUCGGCGUACCUUACUUAGUAAAGUUAGCUGAGUAUUUAAAGGUACAGCCAUCAUGGACGCUACCAUUGAUUCGAAUUUCCAUGAAUCAAAGAGAAAAUGCAUUACCAAAUCCGAGUACAAUGCAAUGGUUGACUGGGUAGACUCGUCAAUCAAAAAUAACCAUGAUUUUAUUCUAAACCGGUAUGGUGUGUUGACCUCAAACGCACUCAUCAGAUAUCCCCACUUACAUAAAAAUACUGUUAUAAGUAUUGUCGACGGCCGAGUACAACAGUAUGUUCGUCAACGACAUCAUAAGGUCUUUUCCAGCACUUCCAAUGCUAAUUCCCCUUUACAUUCUUCAGCCACAAAAUCUAAGCUAUAUACGAAUUAUCGUCAACAAGAACGCAUUAAUAAACAUUUAACCGGUUCUUCAAAAACAAUGAAUGAGAGGUACAAGGAGUUAGUAGCUAAUGGUACCGUGUCAUCUCCAUUGAUCACAUUGGCUGAUAAAUUGCGUAUGCCGGCUAUGUUGGUCGCAAAAUUUGUACUUACCGAUCAAAUAAAAGAAGAAAAAUUGAAAGAGAAACUUGAUCAGCAGCAUUCUAUCAAUGACGAUAGUUUAAAUAGUAGCAUAUUAAAUGAUACAAGUGUUGGAUCAACUGCUAGUAACUUACAAAAUGAUAGUGAAAGGGAGUUGAAACAAGAUUUAAGUGCCAACGACUCGACAGCUAAAGAAUUGGAUACUUCGUAUAGUAUUGAUGAACAGUUAUCUAAACAAUUAAACUGGCUCACCUGUAAACUUCGCUCAAUGCAUAAAUCUGAAUUAGCUUUAAAUCAAUCUGAUAAUAGUUUGAAUAAUAGUAAUUCAUACUGUAUUCCGACUACUGAUAAAAGUUUAACACCACAUCAAUUGGCUAUGUCUACUUGGUUGAUACGUAAAGAUCCACAGUUAGCUUACGAAGUAUAUAAAUCUUCUGUUGUAGAUGGGCAUUAUGGAUCAUGUGUAGAAUUUAUCAAAAGCUGCAAUGGCAAGCGCUUUGAACAAAUUUUGAAGCAAAAUAUGACAGGUUUAACUAAGUCCCGGACAAACAAACCAGAGAGAAAUUAUACAACUGAAAAGGAGUGCAGGCUUCGUGGACUAGAUAUGACACCUGAUGUGGUCCUUAACGAACCUAUUGCCAUUAUAUUGUCUGACGUUCACAAUAUGAAAUACAGUCAAGAAUAUACAGCGACAAACUAUGUUGGAGGAAGUGAAAAUGAAAUUCGAGUGUUAAAUUGGAUAGAAUCGAAAGCAAUGUUUGGUGGCCCUGAUCAAUUACGUAAAUCUACUCAAGGCCAAUUGUUUCCUUACUGGAAUCGUUAUGGGCCAGGAGCUGUAAUAUAUUGGUUUGGACAUAUUUUGGAAGAUAACGACAAAGUAUAUGGUGUCCAUGCUGGUGUUUCAUUAAACAAAAAUCCUAUUGACAACAUUUCUACAAGCGUUACUUCACCAUCUAAAAAUGAUUUAGCAGAACUAUCUGCGUUCAAUUUUUGGUCAAAAUAUUGUCUAUUAAUGGACGGAUUUCCUGCCACCAAUAAAAUUGUGAUGCACAACCGCCAAAAUGGUUUAAAAAAGAAAAACUCAACUACAGUUUCAAUGACAGUUUAAAAUAUUGUUUGUAAAAUAAUUAAAUUAUUUAAUAAUAAAAUUAAAAUUACAUCA